AGGCUGCUUCACUUGCUUGCUGUGAAUGUUUUGUAUCAUAUCAAGGUUUUAUUUAUUUACCUUGCUGUGCCUUAUCAUAUAUCAUAUCAUAUCAUAUCCCCCCGACCGACCGACUGACCGACCGACCGACCAAACUACCGGUUCCAUUACUGUGACCCCUCCAGAGCUUAUCACAUCCAGCCCGGCUUUCGGCCAUCGCAAGGGAAACUGAAGACAUGUUUGCGUUGGAAAUGACAGCGGACCUAACCGGGGUAACGAACCUCCGCCCGGUGGACACCCCGGAAAGUCCAUACUACUACUCCUUCCGCGUGCAAUGUACGUCUUGUCGCGAAGUGCACGACAAGUGGGUUGAUUUUGACCGCUUCACGACAAGAGACCUCUCCAAAAGCCGCGGCGAAGCUAAUUUUGUUUAUAAAUGCCGGAAUUGCACUCGCGAAUCGAGUGCCACAAUCAAGACCGCGCCGAAAGCGUACGUGGCCGCUUCCCCGCCGACGAAGCAGGUCAUUGUCGAGUUUGAGUGUCGGGGGUGCGAACUUACGGAGUUUAGGGUUUCGGCCGAGUGGGUUGCCGACGGGGUUAGCGGGAUUGUGUUUGAGGGGGUGGAUCUGGCCGAGGAUUGGUAUGAUUAUGAUGAGAAGGCGGGCGAGGAGGUUUCGGUUAAGGAGGUUGGGUGGGUUAUUCGGAGGGCUUAGUGAGGGUUUUAUAUUCUGUGGAAUGUGUUUUUCGUUUUUGGUGGUGGCGGGUUGGAGGUCACGGGGGUUUAGGUUUGAGAUUGUGUCAUCUGGUGUCACUCGUGGUUUACGGGCUUUGGGGAGGGGACGGCUGAAGGAGUGGUUCAGCCUGGUGGAAAGGCACAUUUAUUAGAGAGGUAUCUGCGGACUUUACUGUGGGGAAACACUGUUACGUCCCCAAGGUGUAAAGACACCUUGUGCAGGCUACGCAAGAUAUGCACCGCAGCGCGUGUUAGUAACACCGCCUGACCCUAACCUGAUCACUCGGAUUGAAGCACGCUUUGCGUUCCAUCCGCCUCCAAACUCAAACCCACUAGCAGAGCAUUGACCUCACUCCCUACAAUGCGCUCUCUAGACCAUGCAUCACCAACCACACACCAAUCCGAUCCCAGACCAGACCAGACCAGACCCAGAGACUCGUGCCUUGUCCUCAAGUCUCGUAAUAUCAGCCCAAUCGCCCGGAAAGUUGGAAACCAAUUGUCCAUUAACACCGUAGAGGCUCCAACGACAGACCACCUCAUCACGGAUACUUAAGUCGAUGGUCCAGGAAAUGUUCUUUUUCCUCUUCCCAGGGGCGGCAGCGGGGAGUGGAGUAGAAAGAAACAAGAAGAGGUAGAGUUCGGAUUUGCAUAUAGCUGCACAAUUCCGUCCCGGGUCGCGAGCCUACUGUGGGUUGGUGGAGAUUUCUGUUGCUUUCGCCUGGCUAAUGGAAGGGUCAAGCUAUCCGUGGGAAUAUUUGCGCGUGCUGGUCAAGUGCUCCCGGGCGGCAAGUGUAAAGGGGAAAACAGACAUGGUAGAGAAAGGGGAGAGGGAAGGAAGGAAAGAAA
Messenger RNA from Tuber melanosporum (Perigord truffle), 1558 nucleotides. RefSeq lists its product as uncharacterized. The record is from RefSeq and is a predicted model, not a curated record. Gene Ontology annotation, molecular function: zinc ion binding. The coding region runs from base 216 to 692 and encodes 158 amino acids. The transcript has 4 exons. NCBI's taxonomy places the organism in Eukaryota, Fungi, Ascomycota, Pezizomycetes, Pezizales, Tuberaceae.